Molecule: messenger RNA, 867 nt
Organism: Fusarium coffeatum
Lineage: Eukaryota; Fungi; Ascomycota; Sordariomycetes; Hypocreales; Nectriaceae
Exons: 1
Coding region: 1-867 (288 amino acids)
Source: RefSeq, a predicted model, not a curated record
AUGGGCUCUGUAUAUGGCAACUGCGAGUUGAACAUUUGCAUGGAAGGGUCAGCGAGCCCCACGGAAGCCAGCUUUGGCUCCCGCGAUACCGACCUCAUAUUACCCGCCUACAUCACUCUCAAAGGAUUCGACGGCAGUUUGGUAAAGGUCCGCCUGGUCUGCGAUAAAUCUUAUGAACUUGACGUCAAAGAAUCUCCCUUGCGCAAGCGGGGAUGGGUCUUCCAGGAAUGGUAUCUUUCAAAACGGUCUCUGGUGUUCGGACGUAUGCAGCUCUGGUGGCAUUGCCGCCAGAUGCUAGCGUGUGAGAUGCUCCCACAUGGCAUUGAGGGUACAACCUACCAGGACUACGUCAGAGAUGCUUACUCGAUGAAAGACACCUAUUCCGGGGAAAAUUCAACCCUUUCACAAAGCCUCUGGUGGGAUCUUAUCAAGCAGUAUGCUGGUACGGGACUGACUAGAGAAUCCAAGGACCGGAUAAUUGCUUUCUCAGGUAUGCCUAAGAUGUUUGGCCAAGCUCACCAGAUUCAAAAGGAAUACGUGGCUGGCAUGUGGCAGUCCCAUUUACCUCAGGCGCUCUUGUGGUACCGCUUCUUUGGGGGCAAGACAUCGCGAUCAAAUGACUAUAAAGCGCCUUCAUGGAGCUGGAUGUCAAUAGAUGGUCCCUUCGACCUUAACGACCAUUUGAAACCAACCGGGUGGUCGAAGUUGGCACAAACAGUCACCACUCAUCAAUGCAGCAUUGUCGCCGAUGUCAAACUAUCCCUAGCCGACAAGGGUAAUCCACUCGGAAUUCUACAUGGUGGCGCCAUCACGAUUUAUGGUCAUCUCGUCAAUUGCGGAAAGGGAGACAUGGGUACUUCGACAUGA